AUGUCCCUCUUCCUUGGCAGGGUGAAGCUCUGGGCAGAUACAUUUGGUGGGGACCUCUAUGCCUUGGUGACAAAAUACUCUGGAUCACUUCUGCUAAAGAAGAAGUACAAAGAUGUGGAGUCCAGUCUGAAGAUUAAGGAGGUGGAUGGCUUAGAGCUUGUGAAGAAGUUCUCUGAGGAGAUGGAAAGCAUGCUGCGAAGGAAAGUAGAGGCUGUGAAGAGACUUGUAGAAGCAGCUGAGGAAGCUGACCUCAACCAUGAAUACAACGCUUCCCUGGUGUUUAAUUAUUACAACUCAGUCCUCAUCAAUGAGAAAGAUGAGAAUGGCAAUUAUGUAGAACUUGGGGAUGAAUUUAUUCUGGAUCUCAAUGAACACUUCAACAAUCUGUGGGUGAAUACAUCUAUCAGUAACGUGCAGCUGCCCACCAAUGUCUACAACAAAGAUCCAAGUAUUUUGAAUGGGGUCUACAUGUCAGAAGCCUUAAACCCUAUUUUUGUGGAGAAUUUCCAAAGAGAUCCAACACUGACUUGGCAGUAUUUUGGCAGUUCAACUGGAUUCUUCAGGCUCUAUCCAGGUAUAAAGUGGACCCCUGAUGAAAGUGGAGUAAUUACCUUUGAUUGCCGGAACCGAGGAUGGUACAUUCAAGCUGCCACUUCUCCCAAGGAUAUUGUGAUUCUGGUGGAUGUGAGUGGUAGCAUGAAGGGGCUGCAGAUUGCCAUCGCCAAGCAUACCAUCUCUACUAUUUUGGACACCCUGGGGGAGAAUGACUUUGUCAACAUCAUUGCGUACAAUGAUUAUGUUCAUUAUGUGGAACCUUGUUUUAAAGGGACCCUCGUCCAGGCUGACAGAGACAAUCGAGAGCAUUUCAAGCAGCUUGUGGGAGAGCUGAUGGUCAAGGGUGUGGGGAUUGUGGACAAGGCCCUGAGUGAAGCCUUCAGGAUCCUGAUGCAGUUCCGAGAAGAUGGACAAGGAGGCCUUUGUAACCAAGCCAUCAUGCUGAUCACUGAUGGAGCAGUGGAGGACUACGAGACGAUAUUUGAGAAGUAUAACUGGCCCGAUCGAAGGGUUCGAGUUUUUACUUACCUCAUUGGGAGAGAAGUCACAUUUGCUGACAAGAUGAAGUGGAUUGCAUGCAACAACAAAGGCUACUACACACAGAUCUCCACCCUAGCAGACGUCCAGGAGAAUGUGAUGGAGUACCUGCACGUGCUCAGCCGCCCCAUGGUCAUUAAUCAUGACCAUGACAUCAUCUGGACUGAAGCAUACAUGGACACCACGCAAUUUGCAUUGCAGCCCCAGAGCCUCUUGCUUAUGACCACAGUGGCUAUGCCGGUGUUCAGCAAAAAGAACGAGACCCGAUCUCAUGGCAUUCUUCUGGGUGUGGUGGGCUCUGAUGUGCCUCUUAGAGAGCUGCUGAAGCUGGCUCCCCGAUAUAAGCUAGGAGUACAUGGUUAUGCCUUUCUGAACACUAACAAUGGCUACAUCCUUUCACAUCCUGACCUCCGACCCUUGUACAAAGAUGGAAAGAAAUGGAAACCCAAACCCAACUACAACAGUGUGGACCUCUCUGAAGUGGAAUGGGAAGACCAAGAUGAAAUUCUGAGAACAGCCAUGAUCAAUGGGGAAACCGGAUCUCUCACAAUGGAUGUAAAAGUUCCUGUGGACAAAGGGAAACGGGUCCUCUUCCUCACCAAUGACUAUUUCUUUACAGACAUCAGUGACACACCUUUCAGUCUAGGAAUGGUGCUGUCCAGAGGCCAUGGGGAGUACAUCCUCCUGGGAAAUACUUCAGUGGAGGAAGGACUGCAUGACUUAUUACAACCAGAUCUGACUCUGGCCAAUGAGUGGAUUUACUGCAUCACAGAUAUUGAUCCAGCUCAUCGGAAACUCAGCCAGAUGGAUGCUAUGGUCCAGUAUCUGACUAACAAAGAGCCUGACCUGGAAUGUGAUGAGGAACUGGUGCAAGAGGUCCUGUUUGAUGCUGUGGUGACUGCUCCAAUGGAAGCCUACUGGACAGCUUUGGCCCUUAACAUAUCUGACAAAUCAGACGAUGUAGUGGACAUGGCCUUCCUGGGCACUCGAGCCGGCCUCAUGAGAAGCAGCUUAUUUGUGAGCCCUGAAAAAGUAUCUAACAGGAAGUUCCUGACCCUAGAAGACAAAUCAAGCAUCUUCACCAUGGACCACUUCCCCCUUUGGUACCGGCAGGCUGCUGAGCAACCAGAAGAUUCCUUUGUCUUCAGCGUCCCUUUUGGAGGGGAAGCAGGAUCCGUGACAGUGAGCACAGCUGUGGCUGUGACUGUGGACAAGAAAACAGCCAUUGCUGCAGCAGUGGGUGUGCAAAUGAAGUUAGAAUUACUGCAACGAAAAUUCUGGGCAGUAGUGAACCAGUGCAGCCAAAUGGAUGGAAUCUGUUCACUAAGCUGUCAAGACAGUGACCUAGACUGCUUUGUCAUAGACAACAAUGGAUUCAUUCUUAUCUCCAAGAGAUCCCAAGAGACUGGAAGAUUCCUGGGAGAGGUGGAUGGCUCAGUCAUGACCUAUCUGCUCAACAUGGGGGUAUUCACUCAAGUGACCAUGUAUGAUUACCAGGCUAUGUGCAAAAUGUCCCACCAUCACCACAAUGGGGGAAGGCACCUUCUCAGUCCCAUCUAUUGGAUUGUGACUGCUGCUAAAUGGCUGAUGAGUGAGCUCUUCAUGUUCUUCUUAGAGUGGGGUACAUGGGGCUGCUGGCAGUGGGAGAGCAGGGCAGAGGCCAAAGCCAUCUUCCAUCACUCCCACAAGCACAAGAAGCAAGAUAUAUUGCAACCCUGUGACACAGAGUAUCCUGUAUUUGUGUACCAGAAUUCUAUCAAGGAGACCAAUGGGAUCAUGGAGUGCGGAGGCUGUAGAAAGAUGUUUGUGAUUCAACAGAUUCCCAACAGUAACCUCCUUCUUGUAGUGACUGACUCCACCUGUGACUGCAGCAUGUUUCCACCUGUCCUUCAAGAAGCCACAGAAGUCAAAUAUAAUGCAUCUGUCAAGUGUGACAGGAUGCGCUCUCAGAAACUCCGAAGACGCCCAGACACCUGCCACGCAUUUCAUCCAGAGGAAAAUGCCCAGGACUGUGGAGGUGCUGCAGAGAACUCAGCCUCGAUCAUCCUGCUCCUUUUGCCCCUGGGAACCUGGGAGCUGCUUCGGUGACAGCUCACAACCUUAACUACACUGGGGUAAACAAGGCUGCCUCUUCCUUGCGCAGAUGUUCCAGAAAACCAUGACUGAUUUGAGAUCCAGCCCGUCCCACGUGGGCUAUUGAAGCCUCCCUUUUUCAGAUGGAAAAUUACUGCAGACUGUUAGGCUAGGGAAAAAAGGCUCCUAAGAACCUCUUCCCAAGUACUAUCUGCUUCAAGGUUCAGAGUGGUUCUCAGGUAGCUCCCAGCUACCCACCCCUUCCUUAGUUAUGCAUGAAUAAAUACUGAUUUGACUGAAGUUUUCACUUCCAUUAAUUCACUUAGGUGCCAGGUUUCUGGCUUGAUCAAGGGAAGAAUUAACUAUUUUCAUUUGACAGGUUGUUUAGAGAAGCAAGUCACAGUUUUACAGAUACUGGGACAAGAAGACAGAACAACACAGAAGAAAUAUUACAGAAAAGACAAAAAUGCCACAGAAACUUCGAGGAAAGUAAAGCUUAUAUUGGGAUACAUCUCAUUAUCUGGGGUCUGUUCAAGUUCUUAUGGAUAUGGGUGUAGGAAGGGAUAUAUUUGUGCAGGUAGGAAGAGCAAAUGAAAAAGACCUAAGAAGGGCAAAAAACAAAUUUCUUUGGGUAAUGGCUAUACCACUCCAAAUGACAGUCUAAUAGUUGGAGAACUUCUAGACACAGCAUCAAUUCAAUAAACAUGUAUUGAACAUUAUGUGCUAGGUUCUGGAGAUACAAAGUCAAAAAUAAAAGUCCCUGCCUUUGAGAAUGAAAUUGAGUAAGGACAGUUUAGGCAGGAAAAAUAUCUGUACAUAGCCAAACAAAUACAACAUAUAUACAAUAAUUUCCAAGAGGUGGGAAUUUCCAAGAGAAGUUUGAACACGAAGGGCACUUUAUUAACAAUGGAGCAUUUGAUGUAAGAGGACACAGUGUUAGGACAGAGCAGAGUGGAGUAGGGACACAGAAAGCAUAAGGUUGCCAUGGGCACAAAUCCAGGGGAGUAUUGCUGGAGAGAGGAGCUUCACUUUAGGUGGCUUGCAACUCAGUGACAGAAAGAGUAACAAUGAUACUGAUUGAUCAGCAAGGGGGGAGGAAUGGAGGUGAAGGGAUCUUUGGUCUUCAACUAAUGGUUAGUAUACUUGUACCACCUAUCCCACUGAACUGCUGUGGAGAAAGCACUGUAUAAAUGAGAUUUUAGAAAAUUAUUUUGAAAAAAGACAUUUUCCUACUGAAUCUACUAAUAUACUGGCAGCUAAGUGGCACAGUGGAGAAAGUUGGGAAAAACAGUUUGAAUCCUUCAUUUCUUCAGACUGUGACUCUAGACUAACAAGUUAGCUAACUUCCUCUUACCUUGCUUUCCUCGUCAGUAAAAUGUAAAUGUAAAUAACUGUAUCUACUUCCCAGGGUUGCUGGAUGAUCAAAUGAGUAAAAUAUGUAAAAACACAUUGCAAAGUACUAUAUAAUAGUGGCUAUUAUUAAUACCCAUGGAUGCAGAUCUUUGUCCCCCCACAUCAAAACUAGAUAAGAACCAGGGUGGACUCUUGUGCAGAUUCCUAGGAACAAUUCAUAUAACUCAAUGAUUUAAUGGCACAAACAGCUGGAUGGGCAAAUGAGGAAAGAGGGGAAGGAAUUGAUCCUGAAGGUGGAUGGAUUUAUUAUAUGUUUAUGUACAAAGUGCAGUUGUGUAGUCCUACUCUUCCUAUUCUAUGGCAUUGUCUCCUAUUAACAUGCUAAUUCAUCCCUAUCCUAAAAAAUUAGGUUUCUCAAGUUCUAGGUCUAGUGAAGCAUAUCGUCCCAGCCCCACUCCCCACCAUCCUCAUGUAAUUCAGGUUAUACUAUGAUUUUUCCCUAGGCAUUUUUUUCACCAUCUUCAAGAAGUAUCCUAAUGCUGCCUCCUGAGGAAGGAAAUUUUUUGUAAUAUGUUUGCUUAUAAGGAGAAAACUGUAGUAACCGUGGUAACCACAGUAGAUCACACAGUAAGUAAAUCAGUUGUUUCAAGUGAGGGUGAAAAAACCCCUGGACUUUUUUGUAUAGUGAUCAUCCAAGAGCAGAAGAGCUUGAGUACUCAAAAUUGUUGGUGCCCCAAUGGUCUACAGAACAAUCAAAACUGGUUCCUGGGAUUUGGUCAUCAGUUAAUCAAGUUGUACAAUUCCAGCAAAUGAAUGUGUAUAUCUUUAAUCAUGUGUGUGUAUCUGUA
Antechinus flavipes (yellow-footed antechinus) is the source of this 5366-nucleotide messenger RNA. RefSeq names its product calcium voltage-gated channel auxiliary subunit alpha2delta 4 (gene CACNA2D4). NCBI's taxonomy places the organism in Eukaryota, Metazoa, Chordata, Mammalia, Dasyuromorphia, Dasyuridae. Gene Ontology annotation, molecular function: voltage-gated calcium channel activity. The record is from RefSeq and is a predicted model, not a curated record. The transcript is spliced from 37 exons. Gene Ontology annotation, cellular component: voltage-gated calcium channel complex. Bases 1 to 3180 code for a protein of 1059 amino acids.